CUGGGCCCGCCGGCGCCCCCAACAGGCGCGGCCGCCCCGUCGGCGUCGCAGCGCCGCAAGCGUACUUCGUUCAGCGCCGAGCAGCUGCAGCUGCUGGAGCUCGUCUUCCGCCGGACCAUGUACCCCGACAUCCACCUGCGCGAGCGCCUGGCCGCGCUCACCUUGCUCCCUGAGUCCAGGAUCCAGGUGUGGUUCCAGAACAGGCGUGCCAAGUCACGGCGGCAGAGUGGGAAAUCCUUUCAGUCCUCAGCCAGGCCAGGGCUUUUCCUCAACCACUCUGCUCCUGGAACUGAAGCAAAAUGUUUGAAGCCCCAGCUGCCUCUCGAGGUAGAUGUGAACUGCCUGCCCAAUCCCAACAGGGGUGGAGGGGGCCUCUCUGACCCUAGCCCCCAAGGCCAGAGUUUUGAAACCUAUUCCCCUCUUCCUGAAGACAUUGGUUCAAAGCUGGACUCAUGGGAGGAACACAUCUUUUCCGCCUUUGGUAACUCUUGAGGACUCGCGGAGAACUCAGUCUAAACUCGGAGGAGCCACGACUGACGGCCGGGGAGACACACGUCAGGAUACUGUCGUUUCUGGCUUCCAUGUUAAGGACACCUGCAUGUCAAGCUUGAUGGUGGUUCUGACUAUCAUCUCUCACAUU
Messenger RNA from Trichechus manatus latirostris (Florida manatee), 640 nucleotides. It is a transcript of the gene MIXL1, whose product is annotated as Mix paired-like homeobox. Gene Ontology annotation, biological process: endoderm formation; hematopoietic progenitor cell differentiation; endoderm development. The record is from RefSeq and is a predicted model, not a curated record. NCBI's taxonomy places the organism in Eukaryota, Metazoa, Chordata, Mammalia, Sirenia, Trichechidae. The transcript has 2 exons. Gene Ontology annotation, molecular function: RNA polymerase II cis-regulatory region sequence-specific DNA binding; DNA-binding transcription activator activity, RNA polymerase II-specific. The coding region runs from base 118 to 492 and encodes 124 amino acids.